Messenger RNA from Myotis davidii, 540 nucleotides. It is a transcript of the gene IL22, whose product is annotated as interleukin 22. The record is from RefSeq and is a predicted model, not a curated record. Gene Ontology annotation, cellular component: extracellular region. Lineage: Eukaryota; Metazoa; Chordata; Mammalia; Chiroptera; Vespertilionidae. The transcript has 5 exons. The coding region runs from base 1 to 540 and encodes 179 amino acids.
AUGGCCACCCUGCAGAAAUCUGUGAGCUUUUCCCUUAUGGGGACCCUGGCCACCAGCUGCCUUCUUCUCAUUGCCCUGUCAGUGCAGGGAGGAGCAGCUGUGCCCAUCAGGUCUUACUGCAAGCUUAAUGAGUCCGACUUCCUGCAGCCCUAUUUCACCAAUCGCACCUUCCGGAUGGCCGAGGAGGUUAGUUUGGUAGAUGACAACACAGAUGUUUCCCUCAUUGGAAAGAAACUGUACCAUGGAGUCAAUGAGAAUGAGCGCUGCAAUGUGAUGAAGCAGGUGCUGAAAUUUACCCUUGAAGAAGUGCUGCUCCCUGAGCUUGAUAGAUUCAAGCCCUAUAUGAAGGAUGCAGUGUCCUUCCUGGAAAUGCUUAGCAACAAGCUUAGCCAAUGCCACAUUGAGAAUGAUGACCAGCAUAUCCACAGAAAUGUACAAAAGCUGAAGGAUACAGUGAAAGAGCUUGGAGAGAGUGGAAAGAUCAAAGCAAUUGGAGAAGUAAACUUGCUGUUUAUGUUCCUGAAAGAAGCCUGCAUUUGA